This is a messenger RNA of Brassicogethes aeneus, 4570 nucleotides long. NCBI's taxonomy places the organism in Eukaryota, Metazoa, Arthropoda, Insecta, Coleoptera, Nitidulidae. The record is from the annotation of a GenBank genome assembly.
ACUUACUCGUUCACUCAGUCAGUGUGUCGCCGCACCAAUACAACAUUUAACCUGAUACGCGCAAUUGUUUUGCUUCCUCUUCACUUGUUUGUUUGUUUAUCUGCCACUUCCUGCUUCGACUGUCAAACGUCUGUCAAAAGUGACAGGUUAUAGGUUGGAUCGAGCGACCAGUGUAUGACAUAUGGAAAAAAGACAAUUCAGGAUCUAAAAGUUUAUUCAUCACACAUUCCUGCUAGAAAAAUGCCCGACAACUGUAAAUCCUGCACGCUCCGCGACGCAAACAACAACAACUAUCCUGCUCCCGUGGGCAGCAACAUUUCCGACAGGAAUCGUCCAGCAGGACACAAACAAAAGAGCAUACAGGUGACAGCGAAGGUCCUUUUCGGCUCCGUUCACGCCAUCAACAGGCUCAAACAGGAGGAAAAAACUGCCAGGGAGAACAAAAGAAUAUAAAAUUUUUUCACCCAAUUUGGACCAUACUGUUACUGGCGACUGCAAUGACAUUAGGAACCGCAAAAAACGACAAAACAAUUGACGACACACUUAAAACAAAAGACAAUAACACAACGGAAUCCCACUAUAGAAAAAAAAUCGACGAUUUUAACACAACAAUAACAAACAUUAAAAAGGAAAGUUCAAACAAUUAUGACGCAAUAAAAAUUAACCAACAUGUCAACGAAAACAAAAGAACCAUAGAUGACGACUCGGAUCUCAGGUCGGCCAUGAAUUCCAAGCAACGAGAGCUAGACGAAGCCGUUUUGUAUGGCAUAAAGUCCAUGCAGGAUUUAUACGAAAAAAAAGAAUUAAUGUGGUAUAAAAUGGGUUUAACUUUGGAAAAAAACCACCCGGCCAGUUUUGUGGCCAAAUUUGGAGCGCCGAACGAAAGGGCCCUCAAACUCUCCCGAUUUGGGUACGCUGCACUCGAAGCAACUGUUAAAAUAGCAGAAACCUAUCCGAACAAUGUAGGCCGAGAGAACGGCUUUCCAGAGGCGGUUCAAUCCAGACUCCUUCUGGAUGAAUGCCCCCUUAAGGGAACGCCCAGGUGUUCCCAGGCUACUAGACGUUACAGGACUGCAGACGGGACCUGCAACAAUCUUAGGAAGCCUUGGAGAGGAUCCGCCAUGUUGCCGUUGCAACGCUUCAUGCCGCCUGUAUACGAAGAUGGAAUACAAAGCAUUCGUCGAUCAGUUUUCAACAGCAGGAGACUCCCUUCACCAAGAUCUAUUAGUACCAGAGUUCAUAGAGAUAAGAAUCAAGAAAUACAAAGUGUAACUUUGCUCUUCAUGCAAUGGGGUCAAUUUAUUGAUCACGACAUAACCUCUACAGUUAAAUCAAGGAGUUUCAAUGGGUCUAUACCAAGGUGCUGCGACCAAGGUGGUCGAGGGUUUCUACCACCGGAACUUAUGCACCCAGCUUGUCUACCAAUUGAAGUCUCCAGUGAAGAUUGGUUCUACUCCCAUUUCGGUAUACGUUGCUUGGAAUUUCUACGUAGUGCGCCAUCUACGAGAAUAGACUGCGAUUUGGGAUGGAGGGAACAAAUAAACCAAGUUACACCAUUCAUAGAUACUUCAACGAUAUACGGUAGCGAUAUAGAGACCUCAGAUUCCAUGCGUACAUUUAGAAAUGGUAAACUUAUCUAUGGCAGACCUCGUCAGGGGCCCCUCAACCCCCCUGACCCUCCAGGUGGUGAAAUUUGCCGUUCAGGGGCCAUAUCGAGCGAUUGUUUUAGAACUGGCGACGGGAGAUCUGAUGAGCAGCCCGCUUUGACCGCUUUGCAUACUGUUUGGGUUAGAUAUCACAACAAAAUAGCGAAUGUGUUGGGGAAAUUGAAUCUUCAUUGGAGUGACGAGAAAACUUAUCAGGAAACAAGAAAGAUUGUGUAUUCUGUGGUUCAACAUAUCACAUAUCGGGAGUUUUUGCCUAUAGUAGUUGGGCAAGACGUAAUGGAGCUUUUCGAAUUGAAUCUGGUUCGUAAAGGUUACUACAAUGGAUAUGAUGAUAGAGUGAACCCACAAAUAGCAAACGCAUUCAGUGCUGCUGCGUUCAGGUUUGGACAUAGCAUGGUUCAAAACACAUACGUCAGAGCUGAUAGUGAUCAUAGGCCGAUAUUCAACAAUGUGAGCCUUCACUUGGACCCUGAAAACAGCGAGAAUAUAUGGAGGAGUGGUUCUGUAGAUAGACUAAUUCUAGGUUUGGUAAACCAACCUUCUCAAAGAAGGGACGAAUUCGUUUGUGAAGAGUUAACCAAUCAUUUAUUUCAAUUCUCCGACACACCGUUUGGUAUGGACUUGGCAGCAAUUAACAUCCAGCGAGGGAGGGACCAUGGUCUACCCCCUUACACUUCAUGGCGUGAACCUUGUGGUUUAUCCCCUAUUAAAUCGUGGGAUGACUUAAAAGACAUCAUACCCAAAGAGACUCUAGCACGUUUACAAUCACUAUAUGACGAUAUUGACGACAUAGACUUAUUUACCGGUGGUCUAGCUGAGAAACCACUACGUGGUGGUGUAGUUGGACCUACAUUUGCUUGCAUCAUAGCUCAACAGUUCCUCUUGCUUCGUAAAGGCGAUAAAUUCUGGUACGAAAACGGCAAUUUUGAAAGUUCUUUUACUCCAGCUCAACUGCAGCAAGUUAGACAUGUUACAUUGGCGCAAGUUCUGUGCCAGACCAUGGAUAGCAUUGAAACAAUACAACCCUUUGCAUUUUUAUCACAUGAUAACUUUAGGAAUAUUAGACUUCCCUGUGACAGCCCUAGUAUCAAUACCUUCGAUCUUUCACCUUGGUCUGAGAUAGACUUUAAGGAUUCCAACGCAAAUCAUAGACGUGAAGGUGUGGUAGAAGCACGAGCGAAAUCGACAAAGGACUGUGACAAAAAACGGACUAAACGACGUAAGACUCAACCCAACAAAACACGACCAACAUCUAACAGUAUAAGACGUUCAACGACAGCAUCAAGUGUUAACAAACGGACAACGACAAGAAGAAUACGUACGACUGAACGACCCUUGAAAAUACCUAUAGUUAACGUGACGACGAAUACAGUACAACUAGAAACCAAAGACAGACGACCGAUUUACUCACAACCUUUACAGUACUACGACGAAGUAGACAAAACUAGGGUGACAUACUUAUUCGGACUUGCAACUAAGACUACACCGGCUCCAGUAAAAGCCGAGAAACCGUUGGAGUUGAACAUUAAAAUUCAAUACUACCUACCGACGACGACAACGACAAAAAAACCGACCAAACGUAAACGUACCAAACGACCAAACGUUGUCGACCAUGUAAGCUACCCAAUUUUCGUGCAACAGACCAGACCAUCGGACUAUUACAACACACAGACUACUGCAAGACCAAACGACUAUUACCAAAGACCCCAAAUUUUCACCAACAAUGACUACCAACAUAACUACAACGACGACCAUUAUAAUCGACCAAUAGACAGACCAAACGUCAACGUAUACGUAUCGACGGAAAAGCCUUAUGCGAUUCGACCAAAUACUUACUAUGACAGUUUUAACUAUGGACACACAACAAAGAAGACGUACAAACCUUACAAUAAUGACUUAUACGUAUACGACUACACGACACAACGUAACCCUUACAAUAACAAACCAAGCUACGUACAAGGUGGAUACAACAGGGGUGACCCGGAGAUAUCUGACGUUUACUCGCAGUUGUAUAAUGACGGACAGACUAACCCAAACAUACCUAUGAAACCUACUUUCGGACAAUUUACUACAGACGACAAACCUAACAAAGGUCACAUACAUAAACUAGACAAUCACCAUAACUUUCACCCAUUAGGGACGGUACAAAAACUUGACGACAAACUGGACUUUAAAACGAGGUUUGUGUACAAUCAACAAAAUGACGAUGAUGACGGACGUUUCAUCAAGAUUUCUUCAGUGAAAUCAGACCAAAUAGUGACCAACACGAAACAGACCUACUUACAUACAGUACAAUCACGGGACGACGAAGUCGAUUUGUUAGACGUAAACGACACUGACACUGCAAUGAUUAACAACAAAAGAAACGGACUUAGACUUGUUGAAAUUGAUGUACAACCUGACGAGAUAAGGAACGAACAAUGGCUUAUCUACAACGCUACAGAUGAAACGAUGCCUCUAGUAACUCUCCCCGAUAUAAACACAGAUAUUUCUUGUUCUAAAGAAGUACCAAAACCCAUGACCCUACACAAGAGAAAAUCCCGACAAUAUGGUUGACUUUUUCCACGACUUACUUACCCUACAUACAUACCGACAUAUUUGUGUUACUUUACCUUACAAGACUGACCGACUUUCGACACACUAAUGACAUUACUUUUAGGUUAAAAAGAAGAAAUUCGUUUUUUAGUUAUACCGGCUAAAAUACUGCCAUUGGGUGAUAUGUUUUAUUUAUUUUAUUAAUUUUAUUGUAUUUAUUUUAUCGAGAAAUAAAAUUGUCUAAAUUAUCACUCGUGUUAUUGAAUCCUUAAAAAUCAUCAUCGCUAUUAUCCUGUAGCUGCUUACUGCUAGUUUUUCGUCCUGUCGGAGCCUUUCUAUCCAUCCCUGAUAGCUCUAUAGCGAGCGAC